Molecule: messenger RNA, 201 nt
Organism: Penicillium crustosum
Lineage: Eukaryota; Fungi; Ascomycota; Eurotiomycetes; Eurotiales; Aspergillaceae
Exons: 1
Coding region: 1-201 (66 amino acids)
Source: RefSeq, a predicted model, not a curated record
AUGGGCUUUAUGGGCUUUAUGGGCUUUAUGGGCUUUAUGGGCUUUAUGGGCUUUAUGGGCUUUAUGGGCUUUAUGGGCUUUAUGGGCUUUAUGGGCUUUAUGGGCUUUAUGGGCUUUAUGGGCUUUAUGGGCUUUAUGGGCUUUAUGGGCUUUAUGGGCUUUAUGGGCUUUAUGGGCUUUACGGGCUUUGCGGAGCUCUAA